UUGACCAAUAACUUUCAUGUGUGUAUGUUCCCUCCUAAAUGGGAGGAGUUUAUCUGAACAUACAUAAAGUGAAAGUCUGAAUCUGACCAAAGAUGCUCACAUCUCGGGACAGGACGAAAAUCAUAUCAGAGACAAGUUCAACUCACCGGGAAGCUAAACUGAAGGUAUAACAGAAAAGUAUGGAUCCAGUGGGAGUGAAUGUGAUAGAAAAGGCAGCUCUUGGAAGACCCUUCCAGCUGGGCAUGCUAUAUGACUGCAGAAAGGAUGCAUUAAUACCAGGAAUCAGACUUUGGAAUAAAGAGCAGCUGCAGCAGAAUAUUUGCACUUGUCCUCAAAUUAAUACAGAAUUCAAUGUCACAGCUUCAGACUCCAUUCAGGACAAAUCGAAAUUGCUAAAUAUUGAUGGUGGACUUAAACUGAGUUUUUUAGGUGAUCUCAUCCACGUUAGUGGAGCAGCAAAGUAUCUCAGUGACACAAAAACAUCUUUCAAACAGCAGAGACUUACGCUACAUUAUCAUUCAACAAGCCAAUUUAAAGAAUUGACUUUGAACUAUUUGCCUUUUAGAGAUAUGGCUGAUGAUGAUCUAGAUAUAGCCACACAUGUGGUGACAGCAAUCCUGUAUGGAGCAGACGCCUGCUUUGUGUUUGACAGAGAAGUUUCUUCAGAUGAGGACAAAAGCACAGUAGAAGGAGACGUAAAAGUGGCUCUUGAGAAACUGCAGGGCGCUGUUUCAGUAGGUGCAAAUGCUGUUCUAAAUGUGAAUCACAGUCAACAAACUGCAGUCAAAAAAUUCACAUGUACAUUUUAUGGCGACUUUCAGCUGCCGUCUAACCCAACGUCUUUUGAAGAUGCUUUGAAAGUUUUCACUGAUCUUCCAGAACUGCUGAAAGAUAAUCAAGAGCUGGCGAUUCCACUGAGAGUUUGGCUUUUUCCUCUGAGCAACCUUCACAAAAGAGCUUCAAAACUCCAUAAAGACAUCCGCAUGGAUCUUAUCAUGAAGAUAGAAUCAGUGAUUGAGAGUUUAAAUACAACUGAGAUGAAAUGCAGUGAUCUUCUGAAAGACUCGCCCGCUCAGACAUUUGUUGCAUUUCAUGAUAAAAUUCUAAAUAUGAGGCAAAACUGUUGCAUGUACAAGUUGAGACUCAUGAAGAAUCUCGGCUAUUUGCUGCCAAACAUCCGUGGAGACAUGAUGAAGGAAACUGCACUGAUUGAUCUUCUACAAGAACAUGCCGCAUCUCCAUUCAGAAGACGUGAUCUUUCAGAGUGGCUGAAAGAGAGAGAAAGAGAGUCUGAGAUCAUAAAAACAGUCCUCAGACAGCUGAGCGAUUAUGGUGCACAGGUGGAAGUCAAAAUAGAUGCCAUCUUGAUGGAUCUGGAGGUUGGGAAUCUGGUCAGUUACACAUUCACAUCAUUGAACCACUCAGAUGUACUUCUUCUUCAACAAACUGCCUAUCUGAGUCCGUCAGCACAAGGAGAAACUGAUAAGAAGAGCCCUGAUUUCAAGCAAACGCAUUGGCUCACUCCAAAAGUCCAAAAGUCUAUGAGGAGCUAUUUGAAGAUAUUUAAGAACUUAAUUGAUUCAAAAGACUGUAAACCAGCCAAGUUUAUUGUGUCCGCAAAGGAAAUGGAGGAUGAUCCUGGUUCCUGCAUUCUUCUGUAUGAAAACGGAUGUGAUAAAGCUCUUUGCUUUAUUCCUCCAUCCAAACCAGCCUGUCCAGUCACUGAAGAGGUCAAAGGUCAGAGUGUGGUUCUGAAGGUGGUUCCUUCAUCAUGUCCUGCUACAGUGGAGCUCAGAUUACUGUAUAAACCGAAGCAGGACACAGUCUGGAGAUCUGAACCUGUGCAGAAGGAUCAACACACGGUUACUCUGACUGAUCUGAGAGAAGGAAUCGUGUUUGAGAUCAAAUGUGCAGCAGUGGGGAAACUCAACUACACCGUAUACAGUGAUGUCAUCAGAGUUACCACAGAGAGAAAAAGUAAGAAUAUUGGAACAACAGGAAUCAAAGUUGAAAAGAUAGAUAAUCUGUUUCACAGACUUCAUCUUGGAGAUAGGAACCACAAUAAACUGAGAGCUGCUGGUGUUCUUCAGAUAACCAAACAUUCAUUACAGUCCCAUGAGUCUUGUGCUGAAGAAGAGCUGAUUCGGAUUUUCAUACAAAAGCUACUGAUGAUGGACUACAGAGCAAGAUACUUAAAAGUUAAAGAAAACAAUGAGAAAGAUCACACGCAACAACAAGACUAUAACCCGUCUAAAGAUGAGGGUGAUAUGUUUCAUGAAAUGUCUUUGGCUAAUGAUAGAACAAGUCAAUCUGAGCGAAUCCAUCCAAUGGAUGUUCAGAUGGCUGUGUUUCAUUGUGCUGAUGGUUUCCUGAAGCAGCUGAUGGUGACUAAACUGUCCCAGUGUCAGUACGCUCUGCCUCUGCUUGUUCCUGAUCCAGUCACACAACAGAUUGAGUUUCCUCUCUGGACAUUCAGACGAUUCAACAAGAGCUGGAAGACGAGAAACGCCAAGAAUGAAACCAUCAGUCAAACCCAGCCGAUCUACAAGGCACAAACUCCAAUGGUGUUUUUCUUCAGGUUUGGCUCUGUGUCUUCAUCCAAGUCUCAGCUGAUGAACAGUCUGAUCAAUGGGAAACACAACACGUUCUUCCACAGGAACUGCCCAGGCAGCAGCAGAACCAGAGUCCUGAUGGAUGGAGUGGUGGAGAUCGCCUGGUUCUGUCCCUCUGGAACAAAUGAUGAUAAAUUCACUGACUGUGUUGCGUUCUGUAAUCUACACGGUGAUGCAGGAGACCAUGAGAAACAGCUGCAGAUCCUCACUGAAAUGGCCUCAGUCAAUGUUGUUCUUCUACCACAACUUCAGAGGAAUGACAGAAACAUGAAACAACUUGAUGAACUCCAAAAGGGCUCAAAGCCACUCAUUUGUCUUUUUACUGAGGAUGAAACUGCUGUAACUGUGUUGAAGGAAAAAUAUCGGAUUGGUCUGAAAAACAGAAAUCAGUCAGAUGUUUCUGAAGAGCUCAGAAGAGCCAUAAAGAAUUGUCUCUCAGAAUCAUCUUCCACUUUCAGACUUUCAGACUUGUCCAAACACUCAGACAUCAGAGUAGAUGAGGAAGAUGAUGAUGACUGCAGGAGAGGAAGAGCAGCAGCAAAACAAAUGAUGAGUUUACUGGAGAAGAAAGAUCUGAGAGGAAUCAAAGAAACAUUUCUGCCUCAUCAGGGGAAACUGUGGCAUCAGUGGAGUCAGAUAAACAAAGAACUACAUCGACCUCAAGGAGAUGAGAUAGAAAUGGACAUCAGUAGAAAACAAACAGACUUGAAGAAGAUUCGUGAACAGCAGCAUGCAUCUGAUAUAAGUGAGUUUGUGAAGCUCUUCAUUAAAGAAGUGAACACAGAUGCUGAACAUGAAAAGAUGUUUUUCGUUAAAUGGAUUGGAAUUCUCCUGAAUGAAUAUAUCUCAGCUGACCUUUCUGCUCUACAUCAUAAGUAUAAUGAAAAGUGGUCAACAGUCUUAACAAUGAAUGAUAGCAAAAAUAAAUCUGAGCAACUGACAACUGUACAAAUUGAUCUUGAGAGAAUAUCUAAGGAUCUUCAAGCUGCAGCCUUGGGUUUGGAGCACAUCAUGAGGGAGAUCGGUCAGAUCUAUGAAUCAUGUUCAUCUGUCAAGAAGAACAAGAAAGACCUCCCGGUUCACUUCUCUUCUCUCCCGAGCCUUGCAGCAGAGAUGAUGAUCUAUGGAUUUCCACUGGAGCUGAUGGAUGGAGAUGCUGCUCAUGUUCCUCUGAUCUGGAUCUCUGCUGUUCUAGAUCAACUCAUCCAGAAACUGGGAGACCAGCGAGUCUUUGUGCUGUCAGUUUUAGGACUUCAGAGCUCUGGGAAAUCCACCAUGCUGAAUGCAAUGUUUGGACUCCAGUUUGCCGUCAGUGCUGGCAGGUGCACCAGAGGAGCUUUCAUGCAGCUGGUCAGAGUCUCAGACGAGAUGAAAACACAGAUGAAGAUUGACUUUAUUCUGGUUGUUGAUACUGAGGGUCUUUGCGCUCCAGAACUGGCAGGAAAAUCAACAAAACAUGACAGUGAAUUGGCCACAUUUGUUGUAGGUCUUGCAAAUCUGACCUUGAUCAACUUCUUUGGAGAAAAUCCUGCUGAGAUGCAGGACGUUCUUCAGAUUGUUGUUCAAGCCUUCAUGAGGAUGAAGAAGGUCAGACUGAAUCCCAGCUGUGUGUUUGUGCAUCAGAACGUUUCAGACGUCACAGCUGGAGAGAAAAACAUGGAGGGAAGGAGAAGACUGCAGGAGACACUGGAUGAGAUGACAAAACUCGCUGCUAAAGAGGAAGAAUGUGAUGCAGAAUGUUUCAGUGAUGUCACUAAAUUUGAUAUACAAAAUGAUGUGAAGUAUUUUGCUCAUCUCUGGGAGGGCAGCCCACCAAUGGCACCUCCAAACCCAAACUACUGUGUUAAUAUUCAAGAACUGAAGGAAACUAUUAUGGAUUUUGCCUCAAAAUUACAUGGAAUGAUGCUGAUAGACUUAAAAGUUCGUAUUAAAGAUCUCUGGGAGGCUUUACAGAAGGAACCAUUUGUCUUCAGCUUCAAUUUCAAUGCUUUUGAGAUUGCAGCCUACAGGACACUGGAGCCUGAAUACAACAAGUGGUCCUGGAGUCUUUGCAGUGCCAUGAUGGAAACUGAGAACAAACUACACAACAAAAUAGAAAAUGGAACAAUUCAUGAGAUCGAAGAAACUGAUCUUAAAAGAGAAUUGAAGAAGACAAUUGAAGAAGUGAAAAAAUCAAUGUCUGAGUUCUUUGAGAAAGUCAGAGAUAAAGAUAAACUGAUUCAGUGGAAAGCAUCAUUUGACCUCAGAAUUAAAGAACUUCAGGAAAACAUUGUGAGAGAAACAAAGAGAAAAUUAAAUGAGCUUCUUCAGCAGCGAGACCUGAAGAAAAAGAUUGAUGCUCAGAGGACACAUUAUGAAAAUACUCUAUAUGAAAAGUGCAAACAACUUGCCUUAAAAUUUAAAGACAAAGCAAAUGAUGAGGAAACACUGAAGAAAGAGUUUGAUUCAUUUUGGGAACAGAGACUGAAUAAGAUCAUCACAGAUAUUCCUCCAAUCAAAGACAUUGACAUAAUGACAGAUUUGAAACAAAUCCUCAGUGACAUCUAUAAAAGUGCUCACCAUUACAGUGAGAGCUGUGAUAUUUUUACUGUGUCGACUUAUUCUGAAUAUGUUCUUUUCAGAAAGUCCUCAAAAAGAGUUAAAGAAACAAAUGGAUUUACUCAAAUUCUGUCUCCAGCGGAUGAAGCCCAGAUCAGAUCAUUAGUCACAGAUGUUGCUCUGCAGACAGACAUAAUGAUUCAGUCAUUUAACAUUUCAAAAAUGGGAUACAACAUCAGCCGCAUUCAAAAACUCACAGGUUACAUCAAGACAAGAGUAACAGAACAUCAGACAGGACAAGUGAAAUAUGUGUUCAAGAUUAAUUUCUUCAUGGAUUUGGUUCUUUCGAUCUGUAAGAGAGGAAACAAGAUGAUCACUGACCAACACAGACUGUUCAGGGAAGCCAAUGAUCCUGUAAUAUAUGUUGAGAAGAAGAGAGAGGAGUACUAUAGUAUUUUCCUGAAAUAUUGUUAUGGAGCAACAUCAGCUGCCAUUUUUGGAGAGAUCAUCUGUCAGAAACUUAAAAAGCCCAUUGAGCAGAGUGUCUACAAGAAGACUGCUAGAGAUCUGGCAAGUGAAAUGAGAUCAAACUGUGAAUCACUGAAUGGAAACAGAUCAAAUCUGGAGAAACACAUCCUGAAGACACUGGCAGAAAAGGAGGAUUUUGACAAGUACAUGAAUUACAUUCAUGAACCCAGAGAUCACUUCAAGAGUUUCAUCAGAGAUGAAGUCAGUCGUUACAUCACUGAUAAGUUCAGUGUCAGUGUUUUACCCAAGAUGAAGGACAACAUUAAACUCCUGCAGCAGAAGAUCAUGAAAGCAGCUCAUGAAUCUACUGAACAUGUCAAAUUGAACAGAGGAGAUGUUGGUUUGUGGUUGAAGAGUUUCACACAGCGGCUCUCAGAUGACCUGAUCUUCUCUGAAAAAGACCUCAGUGGAGUCAAACAUGAUGAUGUUGAUGUGAAACUCCUAGAAGAUGUGAUGGAGAAAGAACUUCCUGCUAUGUCUGAAAUCAGUGAGAACUUCAACACAAAGACAUUUCCAGUUAAGCUGGACUAUAAAUCCAGACCAGAUGAGCUUCUGAUUGAUCACUUCUGUUGGUGCUGUUGGGCACAGUGUCCUUUCUGCACCAACACUGUAGAAAACCAUGAUGGAGAUCACAAUGUUGCUUUCCACAGAGUGAGAGGAACUAAAGGGUGGCAUUUCUCUCAAACUCAGAAUCUCUGUGCUGUUAUUUGCACCAAAUUAGUGGCAUGUGAUCAGGAUUUCUAUGAACCAGAUGGAACGUUCCCUUUGAGAGAACAUAGAAGGGCAGGAGGAGUUUAUGCAGACUGGAGCAUCACCCCUGACCUCUCUGAACUGCCCUACUGGAAGUGGUUUCUGUACAGAUUCCAGAAAGAUCUGGAAAAAUACUACAAUAAAACAGUUGAUGGAUAUGGUAAGAUCCCAGAUGAAUGGAAAAAAUAUUCAAAACAAGAUGCUAUUGAGAGUUUGGGUCAAUGCAUCUAAUGGAGAAGAUGAACAUUGUAAAUCUUCUGUCUUCUCUCAGAUUUUCCUCAAGUCACAGCCAGAAAUUAGUUUCUAUUAACACCAGUUAACACCUCAAUCAACACCACAUAGAGGACAAUAUUCAAUCUAAAUGUUCUGUUCUACAGAGCAGGAAAUAUCCUAAAACGAUUUACAUUUCAUAAAUUUUAAUUGUAGACAUUUUUAUUGAAGAAAAAUAAACAUGCAACUUUCAACAAAACUGAAUUGUUUAUAGAUUUGUAUUUUUUUUUGUAUGUUUAGAGGUUAAAUUAGCUGUAGAUACUAACAUGAUUAAGUGAGUAUAAGAAAUAAGUUGUAAAUAAAUAAUAAUUAAGUAAAUAACAAUAAAGUUCAGAUUAUAAAAUUAUCUGCUGUUUAAUAAUACAAACAAAGGCAUCUUUUUUUUGCAACAUUACUGCGGACCCCAGUUCAUCUCCAAAGUAUGGAACACCUUUUUCACCCUCCUAGGUGUGUCCGUCAGCCUCUCCUCAGGCUACCAUCCGCAGUUAAACGGGCAGACGUAAAGAAAGAUCCAAGAAAUAGGCCGCUUCCUACGAACCUUCUGCCAUGGCCACCAGAACUCUUGGAAUCAGUUUCUAGGCUGUGUCGAGUACGGGCAGAACUCUCUUUAUCAGCCCUCCACUGGACUCACUCCCUUUCAGUAUGAAAAAAUAAGAUGUACAAAAACUGGCUUGUACUUUUAAAUCUAUAAUAUUAUAAAAUGACAGUUUUUGACUGGUCUGUGGUUUUACACUGCUGUAAUUUUGAAAGAUUUCAUAUUAUUGGGUGAGGUGUAUGAAAAUCACACAGCUUCAGUGUAACAUCAAUAGGAAAAAGUACAAAUUCAUAGAUAGUCAGUAAUACUUGUUCAUAUUAAAAUAUUUAUAAACUUAAUACAUGACCUUUAUACAUAAGUAAUAUUUAACAAAAUCUUGUAAUUUUAACAGAUAUUACAUGAAAUUUAUUAAAAAUGGUUUCUUCUCCUAUUAAGCUCACUGUGCAGACUUUAAAUAUAAAUGAUGGUUGUCACUAAAAGUUAAUCUUUGUAAAAUUAUUAAUAACUUAUUUUCACAGCUUUAAGAUAACAAAAUCUAAGUGUAAUUAUAGUUUAUGCCCCUACACGACUUUUAAAAUUUGAACAAAUUUUUAAAACAUCAGGCAUCAUACAUACGCUUACCGGCUUAUAAUAGUAUAAUAGUAUUGUAAAUAGUCACAAAGGAAAAUUGGGCAUCAUACACUAAACGACUGAGAAUGAUACACUACCAGACUU
Molecule: messenger RNA, 7947 nt
Organism: Cyprinus carpio (common carp)
Lineage: Eukaryota; Metazoa; Chordata; Actinopteri; Cypriniformes; Cyprinidae
Product: interferon-induced very large GTPase 1-like
Molecular function (GO): GTP binding; protein binding
Source: RefSeq, a predicted model, not a curated record